Messenger RNA from Diversispora eburnea, 387 nucleotides. The record is from the annotation of a GenBank genome assembly. Lineage: Eukaryota; Fungi; Glomeromycota; Glomeromycetes; Diversisporales; Diversisporaceae.
AUGCCACCAGAAUUAGAAUGGAAGAUUAAUGACAUGUGUGAGUUUAAAAAUCCAAAUGAUAAUCGAUGGUAUUUGGGAAAGAUUAUCAAUCAAGAUUUAAUAGAAUUAGUUAUAGAAAUUCCUGAGCUUAUGCAACAAUGGAAAGUUAUAAUUCAACAUUGCAAUGGUUUUCUUCAGCCAUUAUACAAUAUUCAAGAACUUUUAGCAAAUCACAAAACAAUUAAUCCUAUAACUGAUGGUGAACGUCUUCAUACCUUAAAAGAAAUUAAUAUGCUCGAAGGACUUUUUGGUACAAUCCGUGAACUUGGUGGAGAUUCUUCUACACACACGCUUAAGUCUUAUGGAUAUUCUUUAAACAAAUAUCAAUUAUUCAUCAUUAUUUUCUAG